UAGUGUUAUAAAGGGUUGGAUCAACCUCCUCUUUCUGCUCCUCUUAUUGCUGUACUAUUGGCAAGUCUGAGGCUAUUAUGUACCAUCAACAUGCGUUAGACUGUUGCAGUUCGAAGCAUUUCACAUUUUUAUGUUAGGGUAGAGCAGAUGGCGCUCGAAAACGGAGGCAUGUCGGCAUCAGUCGGCAUGUUCAGUAUUUUUUGGAUCUGUAGUCACUGUUUUUGGAGGUGUUAACCUGUUAAUUAGUUUUAAUUGUAAUGUUUGAAAGUGAAGAUACCUUACGUUUAUUAUACAUUGAUAACAGGUGACAAAAGAUUGUAUAUCUGUUAAUUACUGUUUCGAUUAACUUUAAUUUUGCUAGAGGUUUUGAAGAUUGUAGUAAACAUUAUAACAUAUUGACAAUACAAUGGAUGAAGAAGUAACAAAGUCAUUGGCAAGCAAAAGAUUGAAUUAUGAGAAUAAACUCAUAUUAGCACCUAUGGUGCGUAUUGGUACCCUUCCUAUGCGCCUUCUUGCACUUGAUUAUGGUGCUAAUAUUGUAUACACAGAAGAACUCAUAGACUGGAAACUAUUAAGAUCAUUUCGCCGUGAAAAUGAUGUUCUAGGAACGAUUGAUUAUGUAGACAAAACAGAUGGUACUAUAACUUUUAGAACAUGUCCCAGAGAGAGAGAUCAAGUAGUUUUACAAAUUGGUACUUGUGAUGCAGCAAGAGCACUGAAAGUUGCUAAAAUGAUUGAACAAGAUAUUGCUGGAAUUGAUUUAAAUAUGGGCUGCCCAAAAUUGUUUUCAUUGGUAGGGAAAAUGGGAGCUGCCCUUUUACAAGAACCAGAAACUGCAAUGAAUAUUCUAAAAACAUUGGUAGACAAUUUGAGUAUACCAGUAACUUGUAAAAUUCGUGUAUUGCCAGACCUAGACAAAACUUUGGAACUUUGUGAACUUUUGGCCUCAACUGGUAUAUCAGCAAUAGCAGUUCAUGGUCGUACUGUUAACGAAAGGCCUCAACAUGCAAACCGUAAUGAAGUUUUAAGAGAAAUUUCCAAGAAGCUUUCAAUACCAGUUAUAGCAAAUGGAGGUUCAAAAGAAAUACAGAAGUAUUCUGAUAUUUUCAAGUUUAAAGAAGUUACAGGAUGUAGUAGCGUAAUGCUUGCACGUGCAGCUGAAUGGAAUUGUUCAAUAUUUAGCAAAAAUGGUUUACUUCCCAUGGAAGAUGUGAUAAAGUCGUAUUUAAAAUAUGCUGUGGAUUGUGAUAAUCCACCUUCUAAUACCAAGUACUGCAUACAGAAUAUUCUUCGUGAGCAACAAGAAUCAGCACUAGGCAGAAAGUUCCUUAGUUCUCAAACUUUAGAGCAAAUAUGCGCUGUAUGGAAUUUAAGUGACUAUUGUCAUUUAAAAAGAAAAGAAUUUGAUGAAAAAGGUUUAGAGGGAAGAUCUCAGGUUUCGCCUAUGAAGGAUGACGAUAAACAGAAUGAAGACCAAAUGUCAAAUAAGAGAAAAUUAUUAGAUGAAGAGGACGUAGUUUUAAUGCAUUGUGCAUUUUUAAGAAAUAGUUAUUCGACGGAUCUUGAUUUGCCAAAAACUAUAUUACACAAAUGGACACAAAGUCAGAGGAAGAAAAUGCCGCGUUACGAUACAUUACAAAGAGGAAAGCUCUUCCGUUCUAUUGUUACCGUCGAUGGGAGGAAAUUCGGAUCAUCUUUCUGGGAAAAAAAUAAAAAGUGGGCAGAACAAGGAGCGGCAUUGGUUUGCCUUGUUUCAUUAGGUCUAGUCAGUGACAAAAAUUUCGCCACAAAUGACAAUAUAUCUUCGUGAUAUCAAAUAACCUAGAUACAGAACUGAUUAAUAAACGAAAUAUUUUUACGUCGAUUUAUAAGAUUUGACCUAAUAUUUUUGUAUUACUUUUGUUAUGAAUAAAACAUUUUUUCUGUU
Molecule: messenger RNA, 1927 nt
Organism: Osmia bicornis bicornis
Lineage: Eukaryota; Metazoa; Arthropoda; Insecta; Hymenoptera; Megachilidae
Gene: Dus2
Product: tRNA-dihydrouridine(20) synthase [NAD(P)+]-like
Exons: 5
Coding region: 407-1810 (467 amino acids)
Biological process (GO): tRNA dihydrouridine synthesis
Cellular component (GO): cytoplasm
Molecular function (GO): flavin adenine dinucleotide binding; tRNA dihydrouridine synthase activity; tRNA binding
Source: RefSeq, a predicted model, not a curated record